Messenger RNA from Nasonia vitripennis (jewel wasp), 4519 nucleotides. Its product is annotated as transmembrane channel-like protein 2. Bases 521 to 4381 code for a protein of 1286 amino acids. The record is from RefSeq and is a predicted model, not a curated record. The transcript has 17 exons. Gene Ontology annotation, cellular component: plasma membrane. Gene Ontology annotation, molecular function: mechanosensitive monoatomic ion channel activity. Lineage: Eukaryota; Metazoa; Arthropoda; Insecta; Hymenoptera; Pteromalidae.
GAAAAGGUAACACUUUACGAAGUAUGGUCCUAUUACGAUUAGCCCAACAACGCAUCCAAGUGAACGGGUAUAAGCGUUACAGAAGCGUGAAAAUCCAGAGCUUGUCUAAUUAUUAUUCAGCAGUAAUAAGGAUCGCAGAAAGAGGGGCAUCAGGAAUGUACUCUAAUUAAUUCACAUUUCCAGCGCGUGUUUACCCGUCGGAGGAGUGCCAGUCAGCGAGGGCUUUGGAUAAAGCGUCACGCAUCCUUUUAUCUCUUUGUGGCUGCUCACUCGGCCGAGCUCUUUAUUUUUCUUUCAACUGCGCGCGGGCAAUUUGCACAUCUUUACGGCGCGUCGACACCAGUCGCACCACGCGUAGAUACGUUCCUUCGUUAGCUGCCUCGUGGGCACUACGAGCUGGGCUUUUAGUCGUGUGUUUGCGCUUAGUCGACGAGCUUUCCUCUCCCCGUUUAGUUCAAGUUGCUUUGCGCUCGGCUGACGAUCGCUUCCGUCUAUCAUAGGUAUCGAUCGAUUGCAUCGAAUGGAAGAGAGCCAAAAUUCAUCAACCGAGUCGGCCCAGUCACCGGACGGGGCCCAGCGGCCGCGUCAGCAGCCCUCGGACAAUAGCGCGCCGGUGAGCAUGAGGCCCAGACAGCAAGCUCAAGGUAUCCUGAGGUCCGACACCGGCAGUCAGUCGCGAGCCAAUCGCAACGCCAUCGUCGUUCCGCAGCUGACGGCUUCGCAGAUGGAACCGUCGUCUCCGCAGCCGUCGGUGGACCGACUCUCGGUGACGUUCGCGAUCGCCGAGCCCAGCAACGGCGACGGCCAAGAGCCCUCGACCCCGGCAUCGCCGCCGCUGCCGGCGGCCACCAGCAGCUUUGACUUCAAUCACCACCAACACCAUCAUCCGCGACGACGCGCCUUUCUUCUCGACACCACUGCCGCCAGAUCUUCCGCUGAUAUGCAGCCUACCACUCUCGAAAGCGAAGAGGUGGCAGAGGAGGACGACUACUCGGCGUCAGCGUGCGCGAUAAUUCAGCGACGCAACUCAUCUCGCAGACACAGUCGCAGAAAGCGCAGACCAUCCUCGCCGUUUAGCCCUGACGCCGAAAGCGCGUUGAGGAGGAGAUCUUCGGUUUUCACCACCAGCUCUGGCGACACUGCGAUCUCGAUAGACGAAGGUGGCGAGGAACAGAUCUUGGACAACCUCAAGCUGCACAAAGAGGUGCUCCACGGCGUGAAACAGCAGCCCUGGCCCCUACGCAAGAAGCUCAAGCUUGUUCGUCAGGCCAAGGCCUACGUGCGCAAACACGAAGGAGCACUGCAGGAGAGACUCGCGCAGACCCGCAGCACGCGCGAUGCCAUUGCUCGUGCCUCGAUUUUGCUCACCAAGAAAUGGCAGUACUUCAAACGCGAACUUGUGAAUUUCAAAACGGUCCUGGUACCGUGGGAGCGUCGCAUAAAACAGAUUGAAUCUCAGUUCGGCUCGGCAGUCGCCUCGUACUUUAUAUUUCUACGCUGGCUCUUCUGGAUCAAUCUCGUUAUUUCCGCAGCACUCGUUACCUUCGUCGCUAUUCCAGAGUUUUUGGCAACUUUGCAAAACGCAACCAUCGCAGGCGAACGCAAAAUAAUGCUGCCCGAGGAGCAGCUCAAGUCGACCCACCUUCUCACCCUCUGGGAAUUCGAAGGCUAUCUCAAGUACUCGCCCUUUUUUUACGGCUGGUAUGCCAAUCAGCACACCUACAAGGCCUACAAGCUGCCUCUCGCUUACUUCGUCGUUAAUCUCGUCGUUUAUACUUACAGUUUCGUCGCUAUUCUAAGGAAAAUGGCCAAGAAUUCGCGAAUGAGUAAAUUGUCAGAAAAGGAGGAUGAGUGCGCCUUUUCAUGGAAGCUCUUCACCGGCUGGGAUUUUAUGAUUGGCAACGCCGAAACCGCCCACAAUCGGAUCGGUAGCAUCGUACUUGGACUCAAAGAAGCACUGCUCGAAGAGUCCGAAAAGCAUCGCGAUGAACGAAAUUGGAAGAUUAUGAGCAUAAGAAUAUUCGUUAAUAUGCUUGUGAUGGCUCUCUUGGCAGUGUCGGCGUAUGCGGUAGUAGAAGUUGUCGAGCGUAGCGAAGAUAUACGCGCUGCCAACAGCAGUUGGUGGCGCCAGAAUGAAAUCACUGUCGUCAUGACCCUCAUUACCUAUAGCUUUCCCAUUCUGUUCGAAGUGCUAGGCAUCAUCGAGAGCUACCAUCCGCGAAAGCAAUUGAGACUACAACUUGGACGUAUCAUGGUUUUGAAUUUGCUCAACAUGUACUCCUUGAUUUACGCGCUCUUCAAGAAGAUUAAUUCAUCGGAUGAAAAGCUGCAGAGUUUAAAGCCGAAUGAUUCGAUUACUUUGGAGAACUGCUUCAAUAGACUCGUGCCUUGCAAGUCAAACAUUUUACACGCUGCUUCAAGUAUCGCGACUAUGAGCCUCGUUCUAAGCUCAAAUUUUUCUUCAAACUCUAAUAAAACAAGCAACUCAUUGUGGCCUAAUACACUCGACAGCAACCAAGCUACAAACUACACACUGCCGAUAGACAACACUCUAAACACCUCCCAGGAGAUCUUGACUCUUCACGAAUUCGACGCCAACAGUAUUUUGUCGGACUGGACAACUGAAGAAGUCAUCUUUGAAUCCAACGUCACUCUGUUCUCUGAUCCCGCAAAUUUCAGUCUACCCAGCAUAGACAGUGCAACUGAAAUCUGGGAUUCUCUAGAUAAUUUCACACAUAAUGGACUGAAAGUUCGCAACUACCUGCGAGACAUGGACGAGAACCCUAUAGAGAUGGAUGAAAAUGCCAUUAACCCCGACGAAAAUACGAUCAACAUUGACGAGAAUUUGAUUAACAUCGAUGACAAUUAUCCCCAUGUUAAUUACAACGAUUACGGAUUUCUGGAUGUCGAUAACAAGACUGAAAAUUUUUUCCCGGGUUUGAGCACUGAGAAUGCGAUUCAAACUACAACGCAAAAAGUUGUAUCGAAUAAUAAAGCAGAUUAUCCUGCAGUGUCUACUACAGCUAAUUCAUGCGGAGACGUUGAUAGAGUGAUCAGGUGCUACGAGCGUAUCUGCACGUACAAGACGUUCACUUCCGAUAAUUUUUCAGUGUCAAUGACGUCGUUAGAUAUAAAGACGCGUCGGCUUUUGCGCGGUCUGUGCUGGGAGACGAUGUUUGGCCAGGAAAUAGCCAAGCUAACCAUGAUGGACCUUGUGCUGACAAUCUUCUCUACGAUGGGAAUGGAUUUCUUUCGGGCACUCUUCGUUCGCUACAUGAACAGUUGCUGGUGCUGGGACCUUGAGAAGCAAUUUCCUCAGUACGGUGAUUUCAAAAUCGCUGAGAAUAUUCUACAUCUUGUCAACAAUCAAGGUAUGGUCUGGAUGGGUAUAUUUUUCAGUCCAGGACUGAUAGUCCUGAACGUCAUCAAAUUGGUUAUCUUGAUGUACUUGAGGUCUUGGACAGUGCUUACAUGUAAUGUACCACACGAAAUAGUCUUCAAAGCUUCUAGAUCCAACAAUUUUUACCUAGCAUUACUGUUAACCAUGCUCUUCUUAUGCGUGCUGCCGGUCGGCUACGCAAUAGUCUGGGUCGAACCGUCUUGGCAUUGUGGUCCAUUUUCCGGGUACAAGAGAAUUUAUUAUUUGGCCACAUCUAGCUUGCGGAAUGCGUUGCCUACCUAUAUUCAUGAGUACAAAGUUUUGGAUUACAUUGCUUCGCCUGGUAUCGUUAUUCCUCUGAUAGUUCUGAUGGCUCUGAUAAUCUAUUACAUGGUUUCUUUGACGAAUUCGCUCAGAGAAUCCAAUAACGAUUUAAAGAUUCAACUGAGGCAAGAGCGCACGGAAGAGCGGCGAAAGAUGUUCAAGAUAGCGGAGAAGAGAUUAGAAAGCCAUGACACACCGUUUACUAGAUGGAAAAAGAUUUUGCCAGCUACGAAAUCAAUCGAUCUACCUUCGAUAGUAAAACUAAGUCAAGCUGACCAAAUCGCGGAAGCUGCAGCAGCAAUAGCAGAGACAGCUAUAAUCCAAGAACGCGAGCAGAAGCGCUCUGGUGGUUCUGAUAACGGUGAACUGACCGAGGGUGAGCAGGAAUCCUUGCCCAAUGAUCAGAUUCCUGAAACCACUCGAAAAGAAUCGAAUGAUUCUCCCAAGCUACAAAAAGCAACCGCCAGCUACAGAAAGAACGGCUGGCGAGCCUCGAGGACUAAAGAGAGCCCCCCCGAGUCGGGGGAAUCAAGCGAGGGCGCCAUUGUGCUCAUUCCUAGGAUUAGGAUCAGCAUCGAAGAGCCGUCAAGUGAAGUAGCAACACGACAGACCUCGGCCUCGUCAGACCCAACGCAUACAAGAAGAAAAAGUACGAAUUCAGAUUAUCACUCGCAGUAAGAAGUAAAAAUUUGAUUUUGCACGAAGAGCGAUGAAAUCGACUUUCUUCAUUGUCGAAUGUGCAAAAAAGUUUUGUGAUAUGAAAAUUAAGAGCAAUUCAUUUUUAUUGAUCGUAAGAAAUAUAAUUGUUAUCAAAGA